AUGACAGAUGAUGAUUUUGAAACUGAGUAAAACUUAUUAGGAACGAUCUUGUCAAGUAAAUUACUCAAUUAAAUAUUAGUAACUGAUGAAAAUGAAUAUUAAGAUCAGAAGAAGUUAAAUGCAGGUGCUGAAUGCAAUUAGACUUAAACUUAAACAAAAUUCUAAAGAUAAUAUUAGUUUUAAACUGCAGAUUCUUUCAGCAAAUCCUUUGAAUAAAUAAGUUUAAGUUCAGAUCAAUUAUGCAGCCCUAUUUCCCCUGAUGGGAAAUUGUAAUAUAAAAAUCCAGGAGUUUGCACUUCAUUUAGUUCAGAUAAUCAAACAAGUUUAGAGAAUUCAAUGAUUUUUGGGAAUCCUCGUUGUUUUGAUUACUUUUAAAAAUAACCUGAAUAAUUUUCACCAAUAUUUUACAGUUAAAACAAUCCAAUUUGGCCUUCAUAUCAAAAACCAAGUCAAAAUUUAGACAUAUAAUUAGACAUUGAUAUUGUAAAUUUUGUUAUUUUAUUAAUUUCUAUAGGAGAAUAUGUGUGGAAAUCAAAUACUCUCUAGAAAGGUUUAGAAGAUAUUUGAAACUGGAUCACCCAAUUAAAAGCAAUAAAUAUUCUGUAAAGUGCAAACUAAUUGUUAAGAAUUCUCAAAAGAUAUUUUUGGAAAUUACUUAAUUCAGAAGAUUCUUGAAAAAGGUAUAAAAUCAAUAUUAAUAUUAUUUAGGCACUGUUGUUUAAUAAAUUUAGAUCUUUAAUUAAUUAUUGCCUUAUGUAUUUGAAUUAUCUAAAAAUAAUUUUGGUUGUAGAGUUAUCUAGAAACUUAUAGAUAUUAUGUCCAAUAAUGAUAGAUUAAUAAAUCCAUUUAUUCAAGAAAUUAAAUAAAAUGUUUAAUCACUUUUAAUUGAUUAAAAUGGGAAAUAUGUAAUUUUAAAAUGCUUGGAAAACUUUUAAAUAGAUGUAGUUAAAUUUAUACUAAAACCAUCUGAAGAAUUAUGUAUACAUAUGUGUGAUUCUUAAUAUGGAUGCAAAAUAAUAUAAAAACUAAUUGAUAACUAUCCAUCUUAAGUGGACAAUUUGAUAUAAAUUUGUAUAUCAAAUUAAGAACUCCUUUAUAAAUCUUAAUAUGGAAAUCACAUCAUUUAAUAUGCCAUAAAAUAACCAAAAAAUCUAGAAAUUAUAGCAAAUUAUAUUGUAAAUCAUUUAGAAUAUUUAUGUUUUAAUAAAUAUGCAAGUAAUACAGUUGAAGCUAUCCUUGAAUAUUUAACUCCAAAGCUUAAGAAUGAUUUUGUAUAAGUUUUAAUCAAGCUUUCAGAUUAAAAUAGAAUGUAAUAUUAUGUAUUAUUCUUAGGUUCAUUUUUAUUAAUAUAGCUACUAAUCCUUUUGGAAAUUAUGUUAUUAAAAAGUUAUUAUAAGUCUUUGAAUUGGAACAUACAUAAUAACUGUUAAAUCUAAUAAGAUAGAAUUUAAAUUUGUUAUAAUACAUAAAAUAAUCAGAAUAUGGAUAAAGAAUAUAUACUAUAUUGACAACAUAGUUAAAUGAUUAAAAUUGA
Messenger RNA from Paramecium pentaurelia, 1534 nucleotides. The record is from the annotation of a GenBank genome assembly. Lineage: Eukaryota; Ciliophora; Oligohymenophorea; Peniculida; Parameciidae.